Clupea harengus (Atlantic herring) is the source of this 2611-nucleotide messenger RNA. Its product is annotated as RNA-binding protein 38. Gene Ontology annotation, biological process: regulation of RNA splicing. Lineage: Eukaryota; Metazoa; Chordata; Actinopteri; Clupeiformes; Clupeidae. Gene Ontology annotation, cellular component: nucleus; cytosol. The record is from RefSeq and is a predicted model, not a curated record. Gene Ontology annotation, molecular function: mRNA 3'-UTR binding.
AAGUCGGUAGUUUUUCAAUAGAAAGUGGUCUCCCGUGGACUUCACCGGUCCUUUACAAUAGGCAUGUGCCGCUUGGGAUAAAGACUUGAAGGACAUAAGACUGGAGCUGAGACGCAGGGACAAUCGAAGUGUUGCCAGUAAUUUAUUGAAGUUGCGCAGCGCGAGUUGCUGUGUUCAGCCUCGCUAACUGUUAACAGUUGGUAACCCAGUCGUCUCAGUUUUGUCAGUUACACGGGACAAAUGCUUCUGCAUCCAUUUGUGAACGGCGCGCAUGAAGUUAUGCAUCCAACCGCAAUUCAGAAAGACACUACCUUCACGAAGAUCUUUGUUGGUGGUUUGCCUUACCACACCAACGAUGCCUCCCUCAGAAAGUAUUUCGAGGCUUACGGCGACAUUGAUGAGGCUGUGGUGAUAACGGACCGGCAGACUGGCAAAUCCAGAGGAUACGGCUUUGUGACCAUGACUGACAGGGGGGCGGCAGAUCGCGCCUGCAAAGAUCCCAACCCCAUCAUUGAUGGGAGAAAGGCCAAUGUUAAUCUCGCCUACCUCGGAGCCAAGCCCCGCAGUAUGCAGACAGGAAUCUCUAUUGGUGUGCAGCAAGUUCACCCUGCACUGCUCCAGAGGCAGUAUGGACUGGCCCAGCACUAUGUGUACCCUCAGGCCUACAUGCAGCCCAACCUCGUGCUCCCCUCCCAGGUGGCAUCCACCAUGAACCCCCAGUAUCUGGACUACAGCGCGGCCUACGCCCAGUACGCCGCGGCCGCCGCCUACGAGCAGUACCCUUACUCUGCUUCGCCGGGCUUUGUGGGGUACACCUACGCCACCAGCCCCACCUCCUCGGCCUCCACUGCCGCAGCCCCCACCCCCGGCGCACUCCACCAGAGCCUGCCGGCCACGGCCUCCCAGGCUCCCCCCACCUUCAUCCAGUAUGCCCCCCAGCAACACGUGCAGCCAGACCGCAUGCAGUGAGCGCCGGACCACAACCCCCACACACUGGCCCACAGGGAGGUGGGGAGACGGAGAGGGUUGUCUCCGGGGCGCAGGGCUGUGUUGUAGGAUGGACGUUUGCACUAUAACAUCAGGAUGGAGCCCGGGAGAGGGGGAGAUGGUUACCAUGGUUACCAUAGGCCACAGCACCACAUGGUCUUUUUCAGAAGGGCUUCCACAAAAAAAAAAAAAAAAAAAAAAACUCACUUUUUUUUUUUCAUUGCUAUAAUUAUUAUUAUUAUUAUUAUCAUUAUUAGUAUGUUGUUAUUCGAAUUAUCAUUGUUGUCAAGGUAAUCUUUAUUGUAUUAAUGUCUAUAUAUGUUUAGUGUCAAAUGUCAAAAUUUCAAUUUUCUUUUUUUAAUGUAAUUUUCAAUCAAUGUGAACCUCACAUUCGUGUUGUUGGAUGAGAAUGGAGGCAGGGUUGGCUGUCUGGUGCAGCUGAGCUCCAGCAAGGAUCCUCAGACUCAUGUGACACUCCCCGUCCCCGCAAAGUCGUGGCCACGUAAUUUGCGGGAUAGAGGGUGGGGAGGGAAAGGGAGAAAGAACAGGUGUUGGGUGUGCUGAACUCGAAAGUUGCACCUCAAGCCCUCAUCCAUUGUACAAGAGUGAGGCGCUGCUCUCCGAACACCCACGUGAAUACUGUUUGGACAAAACAAGAACACUCUUAAUUUUCUUCCCCCACCCACCGCGCCCUCUCUUUCUCUUCCCCGAUCCUGCUUAUUCUUCGUCUCUGUCUCUCCUCCCACCCUCUGAGAUUUUACUGAGGACAACACAACUAUAUGGAGACUUCUAGAAUAAGAACUUGAUGUUGAGUAUACAGACACCAGACUGACUACCUUUUUUUAACAUAAAGCGGCCUUAAAAAUGAAACUCCUUUAAAACUUUUUUUUUUCCCCCUUCCUUUUUUAAAUGCUUAUUUUAAACAAGGUUACUCCUUUUCUCACUAACCUAAUAUUUAUGUUAGAACACACUCGUCCCCUCAGUCUUUUUGAUGUAUUCUGAGUGGAUGUAGAUGAUCUCAGUACGAUCUGAACACAGGGAUUACGGGUGAAGGCUCAGGAGCAUUUGGGAUUAACAUGUAAAGGUAGCUGACACUGAGAUGCCUGUGUGUUUUGUAAAACUGUUAAUCCAAAAUGAUUGUGAACUUUUUUUCUUUUCUUGAAAAGGACAUUCGUGUACAGCAUUGUCAAGUUGCCACAUGUAAGUGCAUUUGCAGUAUUUAUGUUUAUUUAAGGAACAACCUGUGGGUUUUUUUUUUCUUCUUUUUUUUUUUUUUUUUAAUAAUCUAAACUUCUCAGCAGGUGCAUAGACUGCAGUAAAUGUUGCCUCCAUUUAAGGCGCAUGAGUGUAUAUCCAGAUCAAUGGACCCCCCCCCUUCUCACAUCCUUUUCAAGUUAAAAAUAUUUUUUUCAAAUUCCGUCGCACCUUUUUUUGAAAUUUUGUACACUUGCUUUUUCUUGAGUCUACUGAUUUGCAUGUAUGCCCAAGCAGGAGUUGGCCAUUUGGAAAGUCCAAUGGUUCACAUGCAUCUAUACAGAAGAACGUGUUGGUAGCGUACAUGUCAGCAUCUGCGAAUAAGCCAUACCAAGAGAGUCUUGGAAAUAAAGAAUUUGUGUAUAAUAAA